Molecule: messenger RNA, 3260 nt
Organism: Bufo bufo (common toad)
Lineage: Eukaryota; Metazoa; Chordata; Amphibia; Anura; Bufonidae
Gene: PPCS
Product: phosphopantothenoylcysteine synthetase
Exons: 3
Coding region: 276-1238 (320 amino acids)
Biological process (GO): coenzyme A biosynthetic process
Cellular component (GO): cytoplasm; nucleus
Molecular function (GO): phosphopantothenate--cysteine ligase activity
Source: RefSeq, a predicted model, not a curated record
GGUGUCUAAACUCCAUGCGCCGUAAGGACACUGUGACGUCACAAGGCCACGUGAUAUUGGAAGCCUCAGUCCCAAACUGACCGUAAACACCAUGAUCAGGGCUAGCUAUUAUUUUUGACAUUACUAAUCAUUACCACAGCGGCAGGCAUGCUGCUACAUCCCGCCGCUGCUUCACAGCCACGUGACUUUGGCAUGUCACGUGACCCUCCGACGUCACAAGGUCCUUACGGUGCCUGCAGUUCUUCAGACACAACUUUUCUUAGACGCCGCAUACUAUGGCCGAGGCCAACCCCGCAGCUCAGAUCCGGCAGGACUUUGCUCCCCCACAAGUGCCGGUGGAGGAUGCCGCUCGGGCAAUGGAGGCGUUUGCCCGCGGCCACCACUCCGAUGGGCGCAGGGUGGUGCUGGUCACCUCUGGGGGCACCAAGGUCCCGCUAGAAUCUCGCACCGUUCGCUUCCUGGAUAAUUUCAGCAGCGGCCGCCGGGGGGCAGCAUCGGCCGAGUAUUUCCUGCAAGCUGGUUACGCCGUCGUCUUUCUACACAGACAUCGCUCCAUGUACCCGUACAGCCGGCGCUAUGCUGCCACCAACUGGCUGGAUGUCCUGCGGCUGCACCUGCCCAGCGCCCCGGGGGAUGACGCUCCCAGAGUGGAGGCUGAACAGAGCCAGCUGCCGGGCAUCGUGCAGAUCCUGCAGGACUAUAAGAGCAUGAAGGAGUCCGGCAGGCUGCUGCCCAUAGAGUUCAAUACCCUGUCCGACUACCUGCACCUGCUGCUGGCCGCUGCCCAGGCCCUCAGCCCUCUAGGAUCCAGUGCCAUGUUCUACCUGGCUGCAGCAGUAUCAGACUUCUACAUCCCUGCCUCAGAGAUCCCCGAGCACAAGAUCCAGUCCUCUAGCGGCCCCUUACAGAUCACAAUGAAGAUGGUUCCCAAAAUGCUGUCUCCCUUGGUGAAGGACUGGGCCCCCAAAGCCUUUGUUAUUUCUUUUAAACUAGAGACCGAUACAGAAAUCCUAAUAGAGAAAGCGCGGAAAGCGCUGGAGACCUAUCGCCAUCAGGUGGUGGUGGCAAACAUCCUGGACACGCGGAGAGCGUAUGUGGUGGUGGUGACCAGCAGAGAAGAGGCUACGCUCUCCGUAUCUGAUGAAGAAGACCGCUCAGGGGUGGAGAUAGAAGAAAAGAUCAUCAAGGAUCUGACUUUACGCCACACGCAGUUUAUUGAAGGGACUGAAGUCAACUAGCCGCCCGUCCUGACACUCGGCCCUCAGUAUAAAUUAGGGUCGUGAGGCGUACUGUGUACAGGAAUUGGACUGUUCAUGUCUGGUCUUCUGGCACUAAUGAUGCUCAACUUGACAUCCAGUUCUUGGGUUCUACUUGUCCUUGCAAAUAAGGUGAGACCAGGCAGUGUGGUGGCAGCAGGUACACUAACUUGGGAUGGUCCUUCUUCCCAUUCAUGAUUAUCCAGAAGUAGAGUGGACAGCAGCAGCCGUAAAAUUCAUCCAAAUUUGUUUAACCCAUAGUAAUAUACAGAGAAUCGGCUGUGUCCUGACCCUUUACCUUCUGGGCCAUAACAGGCAUCGAUCAACGACAUAACCAGGCAAUCGGUUCUCAGUUUAAAGGGCUUUGCACUGAUGCUUGAGGGAUGAAUGAGACGGGUAGGAGACUCCAAUCGAUGUUUGAAUCCUGAGACAACAAAUAUGCAGUGGUAAUAAUAAUAAUACAUGGUGCCAUUAUAUCAUGUGAGUGUUGACUGUAUCCAUAGAGAAGCUUGUGCAGGUCGAUGGUUUACAUACAGCCAGACAUAAACUACACAGUCACGUCACAUUAUUAUAUCCAGAGUAACCCCCACAGGUAUGUGGAGCCAUGCUGACUGCAGUGCAUCCUACAUCUGCUGAAGGAUCCUUAGUGCGAACGUGACGAUCAAGCUGGUCCGACAGAUGCUCAAUAGGGUUCAAGUCUGGGAAUUAGAGGCACAAAGUAGUACUUGGAAGUCUUGGUCCUGCUCUUCCAAUGAAUGUUGGACAUUUCAAGCCGCGUGACUUCACAUUGCUGGUAGAGCCCAUCUGCUCCAGGGAAGAUAGUCAGCAUGUAUGGUUGUACGUGAUCUGCAAGGAUGGAUUCAUACCUAUAUCAGUUGAGAGUUCCUCAGACCAUAACUCUGCCACCACCAGGUUGUGUUCUUCCAGCAAUGGUUGCAGGGUUUUUGUUCUCUGAUGUUUCUUGCCAACAUCCAUCUGCAGAAAACUAAAUUUUAUCAGUGAAGACAACCCUUUGCCAAUUGGUAAAGGUCCAAUUCUGAUACCACAGUGAAAAUGAAAGCCUUUCUGCUGAUGCAACUUUGUUAGCAGAGGUGCAGUGACCAUCCGUCUGCUUUGGAACCCAAUUCACAGUAGGGUUCACUGAACUGUUUUAGACACAUGUCUGGUGGCCCCCUGGUCCAUUUUGGCGGUGAGCUGCUCCACUGUAGUGUCAGUCCGCCCUCGUGCACCUUCAUAACCUAGGUUCACAUCAAUGGCACGUGGUGCUCCGCAGUUUCCACAUCGCUUAUUCACAAUGGUGCCAUCUGUCUGCAUGAUGCACGUUCACCACAGCAGCACAAGAGCAGUUCACAAACUGCACAGUCUCAGAAAUAAGUAAUACCGCCACCCUUGGCCCAAAAGCCAAUCAUCAUAACUCUUUGCAACUCUGAUAAAUCGCCCCUUUUACCCAUGACAGCAGCGAGGGAUAUGUGUGCAGACAGCCUAUCACACCUUAUAUACCCUCCGAGCCAGCUCACCCCCGGGACGUCCUUCAUGAGCUACACACUGCAGACCUAGGAAGUGGUCGUAAUAACCUGAUUUGAUUGUGUAUACACAGUUUACAUUUUGUCUUCAGACGCUACUUUAUUGCUCAGUGGACAGGACUCAUCUCUUAAGAUGUUUUUUUAUUAUUAGUUUGUGUAAUAAAUGUUAAUUUUAUCCUUUAUUUUUUCUAUAUUCUUUAUUACAAAUAUUCAACAGUUUGUUCCUACAGCUCUGUUUCUUUAAUUUCCUGAUAGACCAGAAACACUCAUUUAAACUAAAAAUCUGUUCAUACUGACAAGACUAUGGCUGAAGUGAGUGUUUAUGAGCUGUUAGGGAACCAGUAAUAAGGGCUACAUAUUUGGCCUUCAGAGCAGCCCUCCGACUAAGGCCUCAUGCACACGACCGUAUUUUCAUUUCGCAUCCGACCUGCAUUUUUUAAAAUUUUAACAGGGGCCGCAAAAAAUGUACUGUCCGCAUCCA